This is a messenger RNA of Coffea arabica (coffee), 1919 nucleotides long. RefSeq names its product vacuolar cation/proton exchanger 3-like. Lineage: Eukaryota; Viridiplantae; Streptophyta; Magnoliopsida; Gentianales; Rubiaceae. Gene Ontology annotation, cellular component: plant-type vacuole membrane. Gene Ontology annotation, biological process: intracellular calcium ion homeostasis; calcium ion transmembrane transport. Gene Ontology annotation, molecular function: calcium:proton antiporter activity. The record is from RefSeq and is a predicted model, not a curated record.
CCAGAGGCAAACGAAACUUGGCUUCUUUAGCCUACCGAAACCGAUCGAGUGAUGAUGCCAGUACUAGCACUGCUCUGGUACAAAACGUAAAACAAGCUAGGAGUUAAAUCUAUUUAAGAAACGAUGGCUUCAAUGCAGGAACAGAACUGGGAUUUGGAGAGUGGAGACUGUAUACAGAAAGAGACUAGCAGCAGCAGCCAGACGCCAUCCAGCAGCAUUUUAUCAUCUUCUUUUCUGCGGAGAAGACCGAAUCAAGAAAGGCCUCCCGUAGGGAUGUUUAAACAAUUCUUGAAUAAUCUGCGACUGGUUUUUCUUGGAACCAAACUCUGUGUCCUCAUUCCAGCCAUCCCUUUGGCCAUCCUCGGUCAGUGUUAUGGUUUCAUGACACGACAGUGGAUAUUUGCGUUGAGCCUGCUAGGCCUCGCCCCACUUGCGGAACGUAUGAGCUUCCUAACUGAGCAAAUAGCAUACUUUACCGGUCCAACAGUGGGAGGCCUGCUGAACGCAACAUGUGGCAACGCAACAGAGCUUAUACUUGCCUUGUUUGCUCUUCGCGAAAGGAAAAUACUUGUUUUGAAAUACUCUCUUCUGGGUUCCGUCCUUUCAAACCUUCUUCUCGUAUUGGGGUCCUCUCUUUUCCUCGGAGGCUUGGCCAAUCUUAAGAUGGAACAAACAUUUGACAGGAAGCAGGCUGAUGUAAACUCACUUCUUUUGUUGCUGGGACUGCUUUGCCAUGUGCUUCCGCUGAUUUUUGGAAACUCUAUAGAACCACAACUACUUGAUGAUAUGGACCAAAACUCGGUCGUUUGGCUGUCGAGAACCAGCGGCAUUUUAAUGCUUGUGGCCUAUGGGGCUUACCUCUUCUUCCAAUUGAGAACCCACCGGCAGUUUUUUGAAGCUGAAGGGGAAGAUGAAGAUGAAUUGUCCGAAAAUGAAGCAGUGAUAGGCUUUUGGAGCGCCUUUAUUUGGUUAGUCGCGAUGACAAUAAUUGUUGCUAUUCUGUCCGAGUACGUUGUGGGUACAAUCGAGGCUGCAUCAGAUUCUUGGAAAAUCUCCGUGAGCUUCAUAAGCUUAAUUUUGCUUCCAAUCGUUGGGAAUGCAGCAGAACAUGCAGGAUCAGUCAUAUUUGCUUUGAAAAAUAAGCUGGAUAUAACUUUGGGAGUCGCCUUGGGAUCUGCAACUCAAAUUUCGAUGUUCGUGGUUCCAGUCAGCGUUAUAGUGGCAUGGACAAUGGGAAUCCCAAUGGAUCUGGAUUUCGGCCUUCUUGAGACUUCUUGUCUCGGUUUUUCAAUCAUACUCACAGCUUUCACCUUGCAGGAUGGAAAUUCACAUUAUAUAAAAGGAGUGGUUCUUUGUCUGUCCUACGCUGUAAUUGCUGCGUGCUUCUUCUUUCACAAAAUGCCAGCCGAUCCAACCAAAGCCGGUAUGUGAGAGAAAUCAACUGGUAUCUUGGUUGCAUAAGCCGGUUUCGCCCUACCAAAGGGAGCUUAAUUUGUUGUUAAUAUGAUAACUUUGGAUUGUAAUUUUUUUUAAUUGACAAAAAAAAUUCAGUUUAAAAUUUGUGCGCGAGGAUUAAUGUGGCAAGAAAGAUUUAUAGUCGUUUCAAAAGGAGGGCUGAAAUGAGAAAAAGAAGUCGGCAAUGGGAGUUUUAAGAGUUUUUUUUUUUUUUUUUUAAAAAAAAGAGUCAUCAGCUCAAAGAACAUGGGAUAUAAGAGGCAUCGAUCGGUAGCGCGCAGAUGAAGAAUACAACAAUUUCUGUAAUAAGACCUGGGGAAGUAAGAACUUUCGACGUGUCAGGAACAAAUUAAAUUUGAUAAUAUUUUGUACUCGAGGCAGCCCAAGGCAUCUUUCCUGGGUAUUGUCUCUAUGAGCUGGUCACAUAGUACUUUAACAUUGACGAAGAACUACUUUUCCAUCCA